Nicrophorus vespilloides is the source of this 965-nucleotide messenger RNA. RefSeq names its product dachshund homolog 1-like. The record is from RefSeq and is a predicted model, not a curated record. The transcript has a single exon. Lineage: Eukaryota; Metazoa; Arthropoda; Insecta; Coleoptera; Silphidae. The annotation marks the transcript as partial.
UGUACCGGUUGUGUCCGUGCUUCCUCCAGGUUGGUUGGUGAGCGCGCACCGCCCCGCCCGACAAUCAAACAAUCGGAAUCACCCUCACAGCUACAGAGACUAUUACAGAUCCAUCUGUUCACUCCAGUUGCCACGACUGUAUCUGUAACUGUCUUUUGCUGUCCCCUUCGAAGCAACACUCUUCUCCGAAAGGCCAGUCAGUGAUAGAAUAGAUUGCGAAGUAUUCGUCUCCCUGUAACCAUCCGUAUAUGUGCAGUGCUUUUGAAGUGUGUUGAUCUCUUGACGAGGAGUGCGUAGCGCGCGAUGAUGGACAAUACGGGAAUGGACUCAGAUCAUAGUAGCCACGCGUCUUCCGGAUCCCCGGCUGUAGCCGUCAAACCACCAUCCUCUCCAAUCAACAAUAACAACAACAAUAACCACAAUCAAGUGCACAGUCCGCGUCAAGCCAGUCCCCUAGGUCCUCCGAUGUCCAUGGCACAUCCACUAAGUCCGCCGCCGGUGUCCACAGCCAAUUUGGUCAGAAGCAUGGGUCUUGGCCAUCUUCAUCCCCCGGGUCUCGGACUCCUGAACUCACUCGGUGUUUUGCACAAUCCCCUGGACCUGAUGGCUCACCACGGUCCACCGCGUUCCUACAACAGUCCGCCGCCGAUCUCCACCUCAGACCCAACUGCCAACGAGUGCAAACUGGUAGAUUACCGCGGCCAAAAGGUCGCCGCUUUCAUAAUCGCCGGCGACACGAUGCUGUGUCUGCCGCAGGCCUUCGAACUCUUCCUCAAGCACCUGGUCGGCGGCCUCCACACAGUUUACACGAAGCUCAAGCGCCUCGACAUCGUCCCCUUAGUCUGCAACGUGGAACAAGUGCGAAUCCUUAGAGGACUCGGCGCCAUCCAGCCGGGAGUCAACCGCUGCAAGCUGCUCUCCUGCAAAGACUUCGACACCCUCUACAGAGACUGCACCACAGCCAG